CACCUAUGUCAACAAAGGAAUUGAAAAGGCCGUUUUUGAUGUACCUGAAGAUGCUCAAAUAAUUGUUCUUAAUUUUGCUAAUGAACGUUCUCCUGGUGGCGGGUAUUUGAGACAUGCCUGGGCACAAGAAGAAAUUAUACUUUACAAUUCCGAUGGCUAUCGAGCAUUGCUUGAUCUAAAAUAUGGACGUAUGGGUGGUGGCUAUGCUAUGCCCGAAUUUGGGCUUGCUUAUGUUCGUGAUAUAUGUUUUUUUGAUAAAAAAACUGACAAGAAUCGAAAAGCUGAUAUGCUCGUUUCUGCUUGUUAUUGUCUUACUGGCUCACCACAACUUUAUGAUAAUCCAAAAACAGACGAAGAGUGGGAAACAAAAACUUUGGCUAAAUUUAAUGCAUUCAUGGCUGCAGCUGUUGCUAAUACAA
This is a messenger RNA of Rotaria sordida, 419 nucleotides long. NCBI's taxonomy places the organism in Eukaryota, Metazoa, Rotifera, Eurotatoria, Philodinida, Philodinidae. The record is from the annotation of a GenBank genome assembly.